AUGGCGGAACGAAUAGAUGAGAUUUCGAACAAUAUUAAAUAUGCAAAUGAAGAUAUCACAGUAUUUUUAAACUAUGCGGACUUGGAAAAAUACAAAGAUGUUUUUGAAACGUGCGCCUUGAGAAAGAUCGAUCAUCUUAAAGAUGUUCAAGAGGAAGACAUGUACAAGUUCGGUAAGAUUUUAUAUAUUCAGUUAACUAAAGAUCUUUCUGAUUUUUGAACAUUAUUAAAUCUGUAUAAAAGUGUAUACUGGCACAAUUAACAGGCAAUGAUUAUAUUUUUCUUGUUGUUUUAUAGGUCUAACAGAGUUUGAAGUUCGGCGAUUUUUUCGAAGAAAACAAGAAUACAGUAUUAAUCAGCGUGUUGGUGGUACUACAGUUAACGUUGGAGAUACUAUCUCGCCAAGUACGAGCAACUCUGACAAGGCGUCGCAGCGUUCCUUGAACCCAUUGAAGCCGUAUGUGUCAUCUCCGCAAUGGAAAGUGCCAGCAAUGGGGUACGUACCCAACGCUAAAACUGAACGAGCUUGUUUUAUGAACUCCCUUCUACCAGACUACUUUGAUUCAAAAUUUAAGCACUGCAGAAAUGCCAAAGAUUUUUCCAUUCAGUUUCACUCCACCGGAAGGCAACUGUAUCAGGUGAAACAGAGAAUUGAUAAUUUUGGCAAAAAUAUCGAUUCAGUAUUGAAUGCUAAAAAUCCUGCUGCAGCAGGAACACUUCUUGAAGGAGAUUAUACUGUCAUACCAAGUGAUACUAUUAGAAUCAGGCAGAACAUUAAAAGAGUCCAGAAAAUUAAAAACCAAUUAGAACAG
This is a messenger RNA of Paramuricea clavata, 811 nucleotides long. Lineage: Eukaryota; Metazoa; Cnidaria; Anthozoa; Malacalcyonacea; Plexauridae. The record is from the annotation of a GenBank genome assembly.